This is a messenger RNA of Colletotrichum truncatum, 1515 nucleotides long. Its product is annotated as diacylglycerol acyltransferase type 2a. Gene Ontology annotation, biological process: triglyceride biosynthetic process. Gene Ontology annotation, molecular function: diacylglycerol O-acyltransferase activity. The record is from RefSeq and is a predicted model, not a curated record. NCBI's taxonomy places the organism in Eukaryota, Fungi, Ascomycota, Sordariomycetes, Glomerellales, Glomerellaceae. Gene Ontology annotation, cellular component: endoplasmic reticulum membrane.
AUGCCUCGCAACAAGAAGACGGCUCGAUCCAAAUCGCCAACCAAGAGGCAGGCUGAUCGGAAACCAAGCAAUCCCCAGCUAGCGUCGCAGCCAGCUGAAGCCGAGCCUGGGAGCCGAAAGGUUGACAUUGUCGCAGAAGCUCCAGAGCUUGGGCCAUCCAAGUCUUCGACGAACGACUCCGAGAAGCCUUCCCCCGAGAAGCAGGAGGGCAACGCUCCUGACCGCGACGAGACUCCGAAGAAGCAGAACCGAAACGAUCGACGGACAGCAUUCGCAAGGAACAAUGGUGACGAGGAUGGGAACGGUCACUCGCCUGAUGCUGAAAAGAGCUUCGGGAGUGAUGGAACCGCCGAUGAAACACUUGUCGACGGUUUUGAAGCUGACAGGUCUGAAUCAACCGCGGUCAAGAGCAUGAACGACGACGAGUACCCCCGUCUCUCGCUCGCCGCGUAUGGCCGAAGGAACAGCCAUCGAUAUGGUUGGAAAGCAGGAGGUAUUCGGUUUGCUCCUCUGCAAGUGCCUCUCGUACGCCGAUUGCAGACGGGAGCCGUACUUUUCCACGGCCUUUCCAUUCUCACAUUCGUCUCGAUCUUCUUCUUCCUUGCCGCCAUCCCUUUUACGUGGCCUCUGUUGGUUCCGUACCUGAUCCACCUCUCACUUUCCAGCGUCGCUUCUGAUGGCAACCUCAAAUAUCGCUCGGAAAGGUUACGGUCUCUUUACAUCUGGAAGCUCUUCGCUGAGUACUAUCCCGCUGAGCUUCACAAAACCCACGACCUUCCACCUACCAGAAAGUACAUCUUCGGAUACCACCCCCAUGGAAUCAUCUCGCAUGGAGCUUUUGCUGCAUUCGCCACAAAUGCCCUGGGAUUUGAUGACCAGUUCCCUGGCAUCACCAACUCUUUGUUGACUCUCGACAAUAACUUCCGCAUUCCCUUGUACCGGGACUACAUACUGGCCAUGGGAGUUCGAUCCGUUUCUAAGGAGUCGAUCUGGAACACCCUGAGCAAGGGCGGCCGCAAUGGCGAGGGAAUGGGCAGAGCUGUCACAAUCGUUGUUGGCGGAGCUAGAGAAUCUCUUGAAGCCCAACCAGGAACUCUUAGACUCAUCCUCAAGGGUCGCAAGGGUUUCAUUAAGAUGGCCCUGCGAACCGGGGCUGAUCUGGUGCCUGUCUUGGGAUUUGGAGAGAACGAUCUCUACGACCAGCUGAGCCCGAAGACGCACCCUUGGGUUCACAACUUCCAAAUGUUCGUCCUGCGCGUUUUCAAGUUCACUUUGCCGGCACUUCACGGACGCGGCAUUCUCAAUUACGAUGUGGGAAUGAUGCCCUACCGCAGGCCUCUCAACAUUGUGGUUGGCAAGCCCAUCAAGGUCACAACGCCGCCGUCGGCCCAGCCCUCUCAGGAAGAAAUUGACCGUCUGCACGAGCUGUACAUCGCCGAGCUGCAAAAGAUCUGGGACACGUAUAAAGAUCAGUUCGCGCCUGAGCGUAAGGCCGAGCUUCAGUUCAUUGCUUAA